UUAGUCAAUGAAAAUCCUUCCAUAGGAUAGUCGGGAAAACGGAGCUUUUCCCAGUGACGUCACUGGCAUCGGCCAAUGGCAUGCCGCGUACCUUAUUGAUCAGUGAUGGAAAUGGCAGAGAUCUGAAACCAUAUGGAUUGAAAAAAGUGCGAACCAAUAUGAAGUUUUCAUUUAUAAUAAGCCUUGUCAUUGUUUUUCUUUGGCAUGGCAUCCAUUUGGGAGAGUCGAGAAUCCUCAACGAGCGCAAUUACCUGGAAUUUCUAAAUGAUCUCGAUAGAAGAAAUGUGGAAUUUGACGAUAUUCAUCAACAAUGGCCAUUUUCAAACGUUCCCAGAAAUGCAGACAACACCAAUGUUGAAGAACCAGAACUAGAGGAAGAUGAUAGUAAAUCUCUCACACCGAUGGACAAUUUAGCUAAAAUUGCCGAAUUAAAAGCAGAAAUGGAGAAUAGUUUUCAUGUUUUCAGGAGGAAUCAAAAAUACCAAACGCUCUUAGGAUCCCUUAUUGCAAAUCGUCCAGAUCAUGCUGAUAACUACGAGCGAAUCGCUCCAGGCCUAUCACAAUAUACCAGAGAGGAAGAAAAAGAACAGCUCCAUGAUUAUGAUAAUGUUUACACGGACUUAAAUGAUGAAGACCAAGAUGAAGAGCGACAAGAAUCCGCUUAUAUGCCAGUAUUGCCUGGGCACAUUCAAGCUCUAGAACAUGCUCAAGUGCCUCCGGCUUACGUGGACGAUGUGCCCUCAUUUAUAAGAGUGAACGAUAUGCCUGCAAUAACUGGCUUCGAUAACAGAGACUAUGAAGCACUUAAUGAACCCCGUUCGAGAGAAGAAGCACCAAACAAAAUGGGUUUGUUCGAAAAUGAAUAUACAGAACCAGAAGAUUUAAACAACAGAGACAAAGAACUGAUAGAGAGCAGAAUAAUAUCAUAUAAGCCUAGUUUUCCACGGAUAGUUACAGAAGUGCCACCUUUCACAGAACACAAAUCGGACACUAGUGAAGAGGAACAAAUUAUGGAAGAAAAUCCAGCUCCAAAACCAUCAUUUCCACCGGCAUAUUUUCCUCGCCUGGUCGCUCCCGAUCUUCCAGUCAAUUAUAAGAUAGAUGGCUUUGAAUUCGGGUUACAUCACAAGCCUCAGAACGACAGAUUCAAGUUUAGAGAUAAUCCCGAUGUCUUGAAACACGUAUCUUUAGAUACGCCCAGCGAGUUGGGUUUUGGACCGAUCGAUCCUAGAUUUUAUCAAGAGUUUCCAACAGAUCAAAAAGAUAUUGCUCCAAAGCACAACACAGUUCAUCCGUACCUCCGAAAAAUUCCUUCUUCUUCCAACAUUGAUUCCAGAGACAAUUCGCACCUGGAGACUGAAGCUCCUCCUGAUGACGAACCGGAUCGAGAGUUUUUCAACAGCAAAGAUGUAGAAGUGGUACCAUUCAUGCCCGAUACAGAGCCAGAUUCAACAGGAGUUUACAUAAUAGCAAUCGUAGCUGGAAUCAGUGCAGCAGCAACAGUGGGACUUAUAGCAGUGGGCAUUGGUUGGUACAACUUGCAAAAGCACAUAAAAAAUGCUGAAGACACCGACUAUCCAUCUUAUGGAAUCGUGGGUCCAAAUAAGGAGUUCGAGAAAAAGGAAAGGGAUGAAGCAGGCGAUCGAAGACUAGCUCAAUCGGCUCAAAUGUACCACUAUCAGCACCAGAAGCAGCAAAUUAUUGCUAUGGGGCGAAACCCUCAUGGACAUGGAUCUCAAUCCGACACCGAGGAAGACGAAGACGAUGAAGGAAAUUAUACAGUGUACGAAUGUCCAGGACUGGCUUCGAUUGAAGGUCCGCUCGAGGUAAAGAACCCCAUGUUUGAUGAUGACGAGCUUAUGACCCCAUCGCAAACCCCUUCAAUGAUGCCCGAUGAUACUGACCCCAAAUAGACCAUUUAAAUAAAACCCCUAUCGUCCUUAACUGCUCCUUUACCUCACUGCACAAAUUAUAGAUUACUGUGCCAAAAAAGUAAGGAAUAAACUAUAAUGCAAGACAGAAGAUUUUUCAUUUAAUAUCCCUAGCACCCAAUUCGUCAACUAAGUAAAUUAUUCAUAGAAUUUUCUUUAUGGCGGAAUGUCCUUACUUUAUUGGCAGGUAUUAAGAAAGCCGUGUAUUGGCAGAUAAAUAAAUCACGUAUUCAGACAGGCAAGGAAUGGAUAUUUAAAAAAUUCAAUUUAAAAUAGUGAAAGAACAAUUAUACAGACUCUACAAAUGUACAUCAUUCAGUAACUUUAAUUAAAUCUGACUGCAAUUUAAAAAAUAUAUUAACAAGCACUUACUUUUAGUGGCGAUCUAACUGUAUAUACCAUUAUAUCAUAACUACUUACAUAGUUCUAUUACUAUUAUGAGACUCCAAAGAGCUAUCUAACAUACUCUCUAGGUACAUAUUCCCAAAUAAACUUAUAAAAUAGCUGCAGAUAGUAGAUUUAUAAACAAACUUAUGAAUGUUACAUAAAUGUUCGUUCCUUUAUUACGAAAAUAAAGUUUAUUUAUCAUGUUUUAGCCCUUAGAAAGUAUAUGAAAUUCCAAUAUUUUUGCGCUGAAUGCUAGGCACACAAGUGAUAGGAGUGGGUACAAAAAUCAGCCAAUUAAUGUUUCAUUAUUUUACAUAGUAUAAGGCGAUAGGAAUAUGUGCUAUUUAUUUUUUUUAAUAUUUGCAUAUUUCAGGAGACCCAUUGGUUGAGCAAUUUGGCGAAACAAUCAUUUAUAUAGGUACUUAUUUAUAUAAUACGUUAUUUGUUAUAAUUGUUUAUUUAGAAGUAAUUAUAUUUUUUGAAUGGAUGCAAUGCUACUAAAUAGGUUCAUCAUUACUGAAUAUAAUUUUCGAGCUGGGAGGCUUUAAGAUCCUUAAUACUUGCUACAUCGCAUUUAAUGAAGUCAAUUGUAAAUGCAGGCGAAACGUUGGAUCCAGAAGCAAUAUCACUAGAUUACGACCACAUAGGCUCGAAAACUCUUAGGUAAUGUUAACCAUUAACGUUUAUGGUUGAUAUCAAAAAUUUUGUUAGCCCGCGUUAAGCAAGAGUGAUAAAGUGAAAUGUGCUUUUAAAUGCUGACUUUUCAUCCAACUUGAAUUUUUAUAAAAUUUAUUUCGUCUGUAAGUAGUACCUAUCUAUUCAAAGUGAAUUUAAAUAGACACAAACAAACAACAACUUUAGAAGCAGACAUCAUCAAUAUUAUUGUGAAGUAGCGUAGUCAGUAGGUGAUUUAGAUAUAGACAAAUAAUAUCGCAGUCAAAAAAUAGUUUGAAACAUAUCGGAAAACAACUAUGACUGACACCCAAUCAAUGUUCCAAUAGUUCUCAGAAAGAAAUGUACGACCAAAGUCAUAUUUUACACCGUAGAUUAAUACCUUAAGUUUCCUAUGAUUUCAAUAAUAUGUAAUUUAUUUUAUGGUUUCCAACAUUAAAUGGUUUAAUCUA
Molecule: messenger RNA, 3442 nt
Organism: Dendroctonus ponderosae (mountain pine beetle)
Lineage: Eukaryota; Metazoa; Arthropoda; Insecta; Coleoptera; Curculionidae
Product: protein cab-1
Exons: 13
Coding region: 81-1913 (610 amino acids)
Cellular component (GO): membrane
Source: RefSeq, a predicted model, not a curated record